CAGUUAGUGUUACUUUGAAAGCGAGUGGCGCGGGAGCUCUUGUGCUACCACCUAUGCUAACUUACUGCUGCUAUGCUAUAAUAAAUAGAAAUUAGAAUAAUAUAAAAGCUAUGAUGUAAUUCGGGAACUGAUCGACGACGUGCGUCUAUCGCGAGUGAAAUUAUUUGGAGAACAACUAUGGCGACCUACAAACACUAUUAAGGUUAAACAUCAAAUAAAAAAAGACAAUUAAAAUGCGAAGUCGUUACUCCAGUUCUUCUCAAGGACGCGAUAAUUUUUACUCGAACGUUUACACCCAAAGUGAUUCGCGCAGUAGACAUUUAAGUCCUGCCAAAAGUGACACUACUAUAACUUCCUUGACAGAUGUGUGUGACAGACGUGUGGUGCAUGUGCGCAGGACAGGGUUUCAUCACGAACGCGUUCGAAUCGUUUGUACCACUAGGAGGCAGCAUGUUAGUCGCUUAGUUACAGUAUCUGAUGUGUGCCAUACUUUACCACCAUUAAGGAAACAUGUUACUGUUGUCAGUUUUCCUUCUAAGACGGACAGAUCGCAAGUGGCUGGCUCAUUGAAUUCCACGGAUCAUUUACAGGAGCAGACUUACAUUCAGGCUCCGAACUUUCCAAAUCAGACUUACGCUACUCCUGCUGCUAGCUCUGUGUAUUGCCGAUCAUCUCCAAACAAUUCUGGAUACGUGUCGAUCGUUCAACCGCUUCAUAAGAAAGGAUCUUUGAGGAAUGGUGAUAUAUUAAAGCGUUCCAGAGUGCAAACUACGUACGAAUUAUCACAAGACAUACUAGACAAACAAAUAGAAGUCUUAGAAAGGAAAUAUGGAGGCGUUAAAGCACGAAAUGCCGCACUCACUAUCCAAAGAGCAUUUAGGCGAUACACGUUACUCAAAAAAUUCGCAGCGAUCACCGCUAUGGCAAAGGCAGAAAAACGAAUUAGUAGAAGGUUACCUCCAAGUGAAGAUAACAAAGAUUCCUCAGAUCCCCAAUGCUCAGAAUACAUGUGCACAAGCUUCGAAGCACACGAUUAUAAUAAUAUGCGAGUACUUCCCGUUCGUUCUUUAUCCUUACGUGAGAGACGCAAUGUAGAUAGUAUACCCAUUCCCAGAAGCCAAUCUGGGACACCUACUGGUUGCUGGGAAAACUAUUCCUCUUCAUCUUCGCUUCAGCACUACUAUUCGCCCGCUGACAUUAAGUCUGAAUCUUUAGGGCCUCACGUGACUGGUAGUCCAAGUUCCUGCAGCACCCCAACCUCAUCAAAUGGAUAUGCAAGAUCCAGAAACAGUAUAAGCAAUAGAAAAGUUCCACCAGAGGUACCAAAGAGAACAUCUAGCAUCACAUCACGUUCAAUCGAGCAAAAUAGGACAAAAUCUAAUGGUUUAUCUAAAACUGCAGAGAAUGGUUCGCUGUCCAGUGUUCAGAGCUCUGGAAGUGAUAGCAGCAUAUCAACAGAAAGGAUCCAGUGUGAAUUUUCCGGAUCGCCAAUUUGGAAAAGAAAAGGAAAUCAUGCCUCCGAAUACGCCGAGCCCACUUUGGAAACCAGCCUGGGCAACAUUUCCAAUGCCAGUUCUUCCACAUACACUUUAGCCGAACGUACAAAUGAUCCGCAGGGCCAACAAAGCUACAAAAUAUCCGAAACUAUUAGGAAACGGCAGUAUCGAGUAGGGCUAAAUUUAUUCAAUAAAAAACCGGAAAAGGGUGUUACUUACCUUAUUAGACGGGGUUUCCUCGAAAAAUCGCCUCAGGGAGUAGCAAGAUUUUUAAUUUCCCGCAAAGGUUUAAGCAAGCAAAUGAUUGGGGAGUAUUUAGGGAAUUUACAAAAUCCGUUUUGUAUGACAGUUUUGGAAUGUUUUGCGGCCGAACUGGAUUUAUCUGGAAUGCAAGUUGAUGUUGCAUUACGAAAAUUCCAACAGCAUUUUAGAAUGCCCGGAGAAGCACAGAAAAUUGAGCGUCUGAUGGAAGUAUUUUCUCAGCGCUACUGCCAAUGCAAUGUCGAUGUUGUAGCGAGAUUACGUUCGCCAGAUACGAUUUUUGUUUUGGCAUUUGCUAUUAUAAUGCUAAACACAGACUUACAUACCCCCAAUAUAAAACCAGAAAGGCGAAUGAAAGUGGAAGAUUUUAUUAAAAAUCUAAGAGGCAUCGAUGACUGUGGUGAUAUUGAUAGUGAUAUUCUAAAUGGAAUAUAUGAAAGGGUUAAAGCAAACGAGUUUAAGCCUGGCUCGGAUCAUGUUACGCAAGUGAUGAAACUUCAAGCUACUAUUGUGGGCAAAAAGCCAAACAUGGCAUUACCUCAUCGGAGAUUAGUCUGCUAUUGCAGAUUAUAUGAGAUACCUGAUAUAAAUAAAAAAGAGCGACCAGGAGUACACCAAAGGGAAAUCUUCUUAUUCAAUGAUCUUUUAGUCAUAACUAAAAUCUUAAGCAAGAAGAAAUCGUCAGUUACCUACACGUUUAGGAAUAGUUAUCCGCUAUGCGGAAUGGUUGUCACUUUAUUUGAAGUUCCACAUUACCCAUAUGGAAUCAAGCUGAGUCAAAGAGUCGAUCAAAAAGUCUUAAUUACCUUUAAUGCGAGAAAUGAACACGAUAGAUGUAAGUUCGUCGAAGAUUUAAAAGAAAUUGUUAGCGAAAUGGAUGAAAUGGAAAAUUUAAGAAUUGAGGCUGAAUUGGAGAGGCAAAAGUCUAACAGGGUCAAUCGAUCCGGAACAGAAAAUAGAGAUAGUGGUGUUGCAGAUGUCGAGGUGUACCCUUGUCACCAAUGCCCCUGCUCACAGAAUCCAGCACAGUCGGGCAAUUGUACUGAUGAUGGGUCGCACGAUACGCAAAUUAAGAGAUCCGCACUCAGUAAUUCAUUGCUGGAUAUACACGAACAAUUUGCAGGAGAUAAGGCCCAAAGACGUGGCAGCGUCGGAUCCCUCGAUAGCGGAAUGUCGGUAUCAUUCCAGUCGACUUCAGCUAGUACCUGCUCCAGGCCAGACAAAAUAAGUGGUAAGCAAGGAAAACCGGGAAUGCAUCAGCAUCAAGGAGGUUUUCUCGGCAGCUUAUUUACGAAACGUCACGGAUCCGGCUCCAACAUAACACCAAGAUCGACGGAAGUGUAGUUUUUCGCAAUAUGUCAUUUUAAGACUGAUAGCGGAAGUCCAAAUGUGUUUUUUUUAGUAUGUUGCACCAUUUACCUUUAUGAGAUGUUCACGUAUUUUCGACUUGAGAUUAUCGUAAUAUUAAUUCGUUUUUUAAAGAGUCGUCAGUUUUUAUUUGUAAAUUACUGAUUGGUUCAAAAAUUUUUUAGGAAUUUAGUAAGACCUUUAAGACCAACGGUUGCUUGAUAAUAUUUAAAAUUUAACAACAAUUUUUACAAUUAUACAUUUUAUUUUUACACUUGGUGGUUUUUUGAAAUAGUUUGUACCAUGCUGGUUAUUUUUUAUAGUCUGCAAGAACUAAGAUGUUUUAUGGUUUUUAAAAGACCAUAGCUACUGUUCACGAUGUAGUAUUGUUAUAGCAAUAAAACUAAUUGAGCAAAACUUAAUUAGGUGGCAGUAGUUAGUAUACUAUUUUUUAACUGCCUUAAAAGCCAUUUAUUGUAUGGGAAUUUUUGCUUUUUUUUCGUACACUUAUUGGUAAACCUUAAAAUUAAAUAACUCAAUAUUUUUUACUCAAACUUUGAAAAAGACUAGCAGUCUUGAUUACAAUGACUGUUAACUAUGUUUUAGACAUAUCUAUCAUUUUGGAAAAUAUUUUUUUAUUAUUUUUUCCUCAUCCCUGUUUACUUUACACCCUAUGUUACUUUUUUUUAAACAGGCUUAUGAUAUGCAAAAUACUUUAGUUGUAUAAAGACGCGAGUAAAACUUUUCAUAAUUUUACAACAAAAAAAUUAGGCAGUUAACUAUGGGGCAAAAAUGUGACAUUUUUCAUAUACAGGGUGGUAUCUUAUUUUUUUUCUCAUAUGACCCGAAGAUAAUUAACCGAAUUAUAUUGAGGAAAAUCUGUCCAUUUAAACUUUCAAAAACUGUAUAUACUUUAUAGAAACAAUUAUAUAAAAACCGACUUUUUAGGUUUUUUUUGCAAAAUUAUUCUAAUUUCAACCUUAAAAACCUUUUUUGAGGCCGUCCUAGACAGAGGUUUAAAUUUCUAUUUAUUAAUUCUAUGCAAAUCAGGUUAUUUAUAAUGACUAAGAAAGCUAUGGGUUGUUUAUGAUACUUGAAUGCUGUAUCGAAAAUUUAUUCGUAAACAAUCAAAUAUAACUUAACAAACUGCUGUAAAGUUUAACCAUCAAGUAUGUGUAAAAACCGAUCUAUUACCAAUUUUUUAUGUCACUAUUUAAAUAAAUAUCAAUUUAGAAAAUAUUAUCUCACACGCACGAUAAUUGAAAAGAAGAAGAAAAUUCACGCAUUUAGAAGAAAUAUGAACUUAAACCUUUUACGAUACCUUACCACUUACCAAGUCCAAUAAUUCUUAAAUACCAUAAUUUACUUGAACUAUAAUAGAUUUUUUUAUAUAGCCAUGAGCUAAAGUUUUAGAUAGUAUUUUCUAAAUUAAUAUUUGUUUAAAUAGCGACGUAACACCCAACAAUAUAGGUAACUAAUUAUGAAUUCGUCACAACUAUAUAGAUCUUACUUAAACCGUUCUGUUCUUACGAACUUACUAACAACGUUACCAUUACCAUGUCUUAUACCAUGUAGGCAUCACAAAAAUAUAGGUUUUCUUGCUACAAAUUUACAAUACUUACCAGGUAAGCCAGAAAACAUGUUAAAAAAAUGAUUAGGGAUAGGGGCAGAAUAUACUUAAAACUAAUUUUUUCUAACCUAAGAUUAUUUGUUUUAGUGAGCCACUUCGAAUUUUUUUCUAAAAGAGGUAUAACUGACCUUGAUUGAUAUAAUAAGUAAGCCCAAGAGAUUCCUACUGACCUAGAAUACAUUAGAUACAUAAGUCCGAUAAAAAAUAUUGAAUUUGAUUUGAUAUUUGAUUUAACGGAUUUGGCAAGCCGUUUCAAAUGUUUUAUUAAAAUAAUUUUAGCAAUAAAAUCAGUUAUACCUAAAAUAUUUAUUACGAACUUGUCACAUCUCCUAAGCUGUUAUCGAAUGCACAUUAAAUGUCUGAUUUAAUCUCCACAUAUGAUAACUUUAUUGCCAAAUUAAGUAUUAUAGCAGGAAUUGUGGUUUAAUGUAUCAGUUUACUUAAACCAGCUGGCUGGUUUAACAAGUUCGAGUUAUAAAUUAACUAUUUUUUUUAUUCUUCGUUAAAAUACUUAUAUCUGAGUGUAUAUUUAUUACAGCUAAUGUACUAAUAAGCCUAAUGUGGAUAUGGUUAAGAUUGAAUUGAUUUGAAUUAAGCUCUCAGGCAGCAUUAUAUAAAUUAAUAAUUAGAUCUAAUUGCAAUUGUAUAUAGGAUUAAUUGACACCGUAACCAUUUGAAGAGAGCUAAACACGUUCUAGUCGGUUGUAAAUAGUUGAGAAUCUCAUUCUACUGAUAUUAAUUUAAUUCUUACAUGUGCAUUAUGAGUUUUUUAAUAUCAAAUAAAUACACUAAGUGAA
This is a messenger RNA of Anthonomus grandis grandis, 5531 nucleotides long. It is a transcript of the gene siz, whose product is annotated as IQ motif and SEC7 domain-containing protein 1. Gene Ontology annotation, biological process: regulation of ARF protein signal transduction; actin cytoskeleton organization. Gene Ontology annotation, molecular function: guanyl-nucleotide exchange factor activity. Lineage: Eukaryota; Metazoa; Arthropoda; Insecta; Coleoptera; Curculionidae. The transcript is spliced from 10 exons. The record is from RefSeq and is a predicted model, not a curated record. The coding region runs from base 234 to 3101 and encodes 955 amino acids.